Leptosia nina is the source of this 1032-nucleotide messenger RNA. The record is from the annotation of a GenBank genome assembly. NCBI's taxonomy places the organism in Eukaryota, Metazoa, Arthropoda, Insecta, Lepidoptera, Pieridae.
AUGCUUUAUUCAGGGGUUUGGGAUUCACAACUAAUAUUUUUGACUAACUUUAACUGUAUAAUGUCUUCCAAAAGCAUAAGUAUAAUAAGUAAGAUUUUUAAUCCCAUGCUGCCCUUCCAAAUGUUGCUGCGAGUGUAUUCACUAUGUGUCUUGACUGUAGACAUAAUAGUUGUCUACAUAAAUACUAUUUUUGCCAUAAUCAAAUCAGUUGCUGAGUUUUUUAUUCCCAGACCUAUGAAAUCAUUAGAAAAUGAAACAGCUUUGGUAAUUGGUGCAGGCAGAGGUGUUGGACGGUCACUUGCUAUGCAACUCGCAGAUCUCGGAGUAACAGUCAUUUGUGUUGACAUAAAUGAGGACAACAACCGAAAAACUGCUGAGUAUAUCAAAUCACAAGGCUUUAGUGUCUUUUGCUACACGUGUGAUAUCACUAAAAAGGAAAAUAUUGUUGAACUAGCCACUUCACUUGAAGGUGAAGUUGGCUUUGUGAGCAUGUUGUUUCAUUGCUGCGGGAUUCCAAGCCCUAGAUCCUUAAUAACACAGCCACCGCAAGAUAUUCAUGCUACUAUGGAUCUUACCUUAACAUCAUAUAUUUGGCUUAUUGACCAAUUCAUGCCUCAAAUGAAAGCCAAAAGUCAUGGUCAUAUUAUUGCCCUAACAUCAGUGGCUGGUUUGAGUUACAACAAGGAACUUAUGCCACUCAGUGUUGCCCAGUUUGCUGUUCAAGGCCUUGCAAAAUCUUUGAUGGAAGAUCUUAGAGUCAAUAAAAUCAAUGGAGUAUAUAUCACACUAUCACAUAUAUAUCCAUUUAUAGUGACAGAUAAUUCAGAUUUGAGGUCCAAGAUACCAAGUUACUUUGGCACAAUUACCCCAGAUAAGGCGGCAAAUGCAAUUCUCGAAAGUGUACGUCGUAAUUAUGCAGAAGCGUCUGUUCCUAAACACCUACUGUACUUGGGUAAUGUCCUGCGGGUUUUACCACGUAAAGCCACUGUCAUGAUUAGAGACCUCCUAGACACCGGCGUGGAUUUUGCAUAA